UGGGCAGUGUCGACGGCCUUCAGGUGUUUUCCAUUGUCCAAAUAAUCUAGCCUUGAACUGCUAUAUAACAAGGUAAAGUGUUUAUCCAAGGAAUAUAACCAAAAUUACUUCUCAACGGCUGGUAACAAGACUUAUUUUGAACCAGCUUGUGAACUGUUACGAUGUAUUUUAACAAGAGAAAUGCACUUCAAGGAACCAUCCCACAUUCCAAUGGAAAAAGUUUCUUUGAUGAAGAAUCUGAUGACGGUUUCGUGAUAUCAGAUCUUCAAAAUUCCUCUAGACCAUACAACUUGUACUCAGCUCUCGAAAGGUUCGGGGAAACAAUUACAGAAGAAAAUGAAGAUUUGUUUGAUGAUUCUUGCAGUCCACAAGAAAGCAGUCCAUUCAAUAACGAUAAAGACAAAAGUACUUUGGACCAUUCAAUUUCAAAGAAAGUUGAAAAGCUAAGAUUCACUGCAAAAUCUGAUAAUGUUAACGUUAAAUCAGUCAAACGAUGUACGCAAGAAGAAAAUACAGAAACAAGAAUUGGCCGAAAAGAGAACUAUACCGUGAUGCACAAUUCAGAUAAAAAUAAAGUACAUCAAAAUUUGUCUUGUGUAAGACGAAGGUCUAGUUUACAUGAUGUAGCACAAAUGUUUCCUUAUGGAUGCGAUGAAUAUUCGACAUAUACGGAAAAAGAGAAUAAAAUGGAUGUUAACGAAUUAAACAGAAGCGUGAAAUUUGAGAAUUCAGUGUUUCAAGACUCGCAAUAUAUGAAAAGAAGGUCCAGUUUUAAUGGAAUAUCUCAACUUAGGGCUUCUUAUAAGGAUGAAAAUAAAAAUGAAAUAAGAAGGAAAAGCAGUCAUCUAGAUAAAUCAUGUAUUGAUCGAUUUUCUAAAUUGAAUAAACAAUCGAUGGUCAAAGAUUUAAAACAAACGAAACGAUGGUCAAGUUUAGAUGAUGUAAAUAAAGAAAAACACCCAAACGAUAACAACAACUCAGAAAUAAAAGACAAUGUGAUUUCCCGAAUUUGUCACUCGGACGAUAUCGAUUCUAACGAUAUAGUAUCGAUUUCACAAAAAUCUUCGACCAACGCAGCACUACGAAGUACAAAAAGUGCUAUAAACUUACGUGAGUUCUUGGUAAACUCAAAACUUUAUCUUGUUUCACCAGAAAAAUUGAUGCUAUAUUGUUCGGAAGGCCACACAAAAACAGACAAAGUUGAAAUAGCCGCUACCGGACACGAGUCAAUAGUACAAAUAAAAGAUAACAACGCAUUGCAAAGAACACAGAAUGAGAAUAAAGUCGAAAAAUCGGUUCAUUUAGUUGAAGACAGUUGUGUUGGUGAGAAAACUGAAUUAAAAACUGGAAAGUAUAGUAGUGAUAUUCAAAACAAAGAUUUUAAUUCAUACGAAAAUAAUUCCGUCCAAUCUAAACCAUUGGAGUGGUUAGCUAAAAGCAAAAUUCGACAAAGUAAAAGAGAACAUCAUAUGAUGUCUCCUGUCUGUUUUUGAAUAUUUUAUUGUUGAAUUAAAUUUAAAUGACUCAUUAAUUAAAUUAUACUUAUAUUGUA
Mytilus trossulus (common blue mussel) is the source of this 1552-nucleotide messenger RNA. RefSeq lists its product as uncharacterized. The record is from RefSeq and is a predicted model, not a curated record. NCBI's taxonomy places the organism in Eukaryota, Metazoa, Mollusca, Bivalvia, Mytilida, Mytilidae. The transcript is spliced from 3 exons. Bases 162 to 1493 code for a protein of 443 amino acids.